AUGGUUGAUUCUCCGGGCCCAAAUAUACCUCCCGAAACUUUCGUAGAACCCAAUUUCACACCUCAACCCAGCCAAACCCUGCUGUUUGACGCCUGGCACUUGGAACUCGUGGAUCCAGAUGAGACAGAAACCCUCCUAUUGUUACCAAAACAACCUGCACAAGGACUCCCUCGCCUGUUUCAUGUCACUUUGCGUAUCACAUCGCCGAUGCUCCACAGUUGGCUCCAGCCCCAAGUAUCCUUGCCUCUCAAACCCUCAAUCGCCAAGUUUAACGGGUUUGCUGGUCUCCCUGGCGACAGAACCCCAAUCCUGCCAGCCAAUUGGUUGUUCCUACCCUUGAUCAGAUUUCAGAUUUUUCGCGCUUGCCAACACAUCACCCCACAUCACGUCAAAGAAUGGCUGUCCUCAACCGCCGCAACUGUCAAGCCCUUCAGUGUUUCCGUCAUCAUGGUUCUUGUUGCCCUUGCCCACGAAGAACCGUGGACGAAACAACGAGCAAAUCGAAUCGUCAAAAUGACGGAACGGGAUGUUCAUUGCUCAAUGCACCUGGCAAAUUCAAUCCCGUCCGAGGAGCUGGCACUAGAUCGAAGAAACUCACACCCUGCAAUAUGUGCGAUGCUUUGCGGAAGUGUUAUCAAAGCAGCUUUGAAUCGAAAGAUCCUCAUGCAAGAGUCUUUUGACAAAAUGUUGACUCUGCGGAAUUCUGCAAAAUUCCUUGAGAAAAAUUGGCCAGCUAGGAGGCCGUUUUUCCUACUGGUGAGAGUUCGGAGCGUGGAAUGA
Messenger RNA from Histoplasma capsulatum G186AR, 780 nucleotides. RefSeq lists its product as uncharacterized. The record is from RefSeq and is a predicted model, not a curated record. NCBI's taxonomy places the organism in Eukaryota, Fungi, Ascomycota, Eurotiomycetes, Onygenales, Ajellomycetaceae. The transcript is spliced from 4 exons. Bases 1 to 780 code for a protein of 259 amino acids.